Symsagittifera roscoffensis is the source of this 8306-nucleotide messenger RNA. RefSeq names its product protocadherin Fat 4-like. The record is from RefSeq and is a predicted model, not a curated record. Gene Ontology annotation, cellular component: plasma membrane. NCBI's taxonomy places the organism in Eukaryota, Metazoa, Xenacoelomorpha, Acoela, Convolutidae. Gene Ontology annotation, biological process: homophilic cell-cell adhesion. The coding region runs from base 1 to 8112 and encodes 2703 amino acids. The transcript has 10 exons. Gene Ontology annotation, molecular function: calcium ion binding.
AUGGACUUUGAAGUGCUUAGUGCGCAUUCGGCCACAGCAACUGUUUCGGAUGGAGUGAAUAGUUUACCCUGUUAUGUAACAGUCACUGUAAACCCAGUGGAUGAACAAUCUCCGACAUGCAUCUCAACAACGUAUUUUGCAAAUAUUGACGAAAAUACUCUGAGCAACAGUGCUAUUGUGCAAGUGCAAGCAACCGACGCGGUCGAUUUGACGAAUGUUCACGGAAUCUCUCCAGACUCAGACACUUACUAUAUUUACGAACACCUCGACAAAUUUCGAAUCGAUCAUCAAACUGGAAUCAUAACUAACAAAGCUAAACUGGACGCUGAGUUGGUUUCUAGUUAUGAUUUUAAUAUUAUCGCCGUUGAUGGUGCCGGAAACUCGGUUACUUGUACCGUUAGUAUUUCUGUUGACGAUCUAAAUGAUAACUACCCGAUUUUUGACCAGAAUGCAUAUACAGUAAUGGCAUACGACAGCGUGGUGGCGCCCAACUUGCUGACUGUAUCGGCAACAGAUAAAGAUUCGGGAGUAAACGCUCAAAUACGUUUCUCAUUGGUCAACGACUUCAGCUCAGUUUUUUCCAUUGAUCCGACAACUGGUGUUAUCUCGAUGACGUCACUCGACUUCGACAAUAUGGCGGUGUCCAAAGUCUACAACUUACAAGUUGUGGCAACUGACCAGGCGUUCAGUCCUCUUUCUACGACUGUCAAUGUUGGCGUGACCUUGAAGCCCAUUAACGAGUUCUCCCCUAUAUUCGUGAGCGCGCCUUACUUCGAAACGAUACCCGAAGACACGCCUCUCGGAAGCGUGUUGUCGACAGUCGUUUCAGCGACAGACGCCGACUCUCCCACGACUGGAGACGGUGUAAUCGAAUACUACAUUGAGCCAAGGAAUGAAUAUUUCGAAGUUUCUGCAUCGGGAAAAAUUAUUGUCUCGGCAGAAUUAAACUAUGACGAAAUGAUUUGGCCUUAUGAAGUAAUCCUCAACAUCUUUGCUAAGGAUCUGGGCACAGAGCCUGGACACAAAUCAACAUCUACGACUUAUACAAUAACGAUUACAAACAUCAACGAUAUUUAUCCGACUUGUGACGACUAUCACUUGAUUUCAGUCGUGUUUGACGACCCAAGUAUAACUUCGGGCAACAUUGCGACUCUGAGCUGCUCGGAUUCCGAGGAUGGUAGCUCGAUUGGGUACCAAGUUGCCGAAGUCAACAGCGACGCGUCGUAUUCCGGUACUCCAAGCUUUGCGAUGUCGGGUAAUCGAUUGACUUUCAGUGGAGGAUCUCUCGAUUACGCAAUUUUGAACUUCUAUUAUGUAAAAAUUCUUUUAACAGAUCAGCCGACAAAUGCUUUGAAUACAACAGUAGGCGUGAGUAUAUAUGUGAACAAAUCAGUUUCAUCCGAUCCAGUUUUCACUCCUAGUUCUUACACGUUUACCAUUGAUGAAAAUUUGAACGCGGGAAGCUUACUCGGCGAUGUAACAACAACAACGGAAGGCGUGAAUAUUGUAUACACGCUUGUAAAUUCCGCCGAGUUCUCAAUUGAUCCGAUAAAUGGAAAACUAUACACAGCAAAAUCACUAGAUUAUGAGCUGAAAAACACGUAUUUGGUAACAGUAAGAGCAUACAUCGACAAAAACGAGGCAGGACUAGCGCCCGGUAUUGUUGGUUAUUCUGAUGCUUCGGUUGCAGUUUCCGUUAAUGACGUCAACGAUAACUCGCCUGAUUUUGGGAGUGCAGCCUAUUCAAUCUCUGUUUCCGAAGCAUCAAUUUCGACUCUUGCCAUCACUACAUCGGAUGCCGACGCGACUGCCCCAAACAAUGUUUUAACAGUUUCUAUAGAUCCGGCUUUUAACGGAGGAACUGAAUCGUCAAGUUUUGUGUACGGCGCUGGUUCUUUGACUAUUAAUGGUGACUUAGGUUUGGAUUAUGAUUUAGGAUCUCGAUCAUACGAGAUCCGACUUUUGGCAGUGGACUCCGGGACUCCCGCACUUACUGGAACUUCAACUGUAUUCAUUGAAGUACUUCCUGAAAACGAGUUUGCGCCGGUUUGGGCUUCUGGCACAAUUUUCAGUGUAAGCGAGUCGGCUUUGGUCGGAACAACAGUAGGAACAGCUACAGCAACUGACGCGGAUGCCAGUGAUUCUCCAGAUGGGACUUUGCGAUACACCAUAACAACGACAAAUCCGAGCUUCUCAAUUGGAUACACGACAGGGGUUGUAAAAUCGAGGACUGUUCUUGAUUACGAGGCAUCAACAACGUUCUCAUUGACUGUUCUUGUAAGCGACAUGGGUUCACCUCUAAGUUCAACAACUGAACUAAUCACAAUUGUAGUUACGGACGAAAAUGACGAGCAGAUGACUUGUGGAGCUUCUGAAGAGAGUUUUUUCUUCCAGCUAGCUGAAACUGCGUCGGCUUCUGGAACAAUAGGAACAAUCACUUGUAAUGGAAGAGACGCGACAGGUUCAAUGAACAACAUCGGCGUGACGUCAUACUCCGUUUCAUCAAAUGUUGCGUGGAUAACUGCAAGUGCCACCGGGUCAACCGUGACUUUAAGCUUCAUCGGACCUGUUGACUUCGAAGCUUUGACUGAUGUCUCUUACUCGGUGACUCUGAACCUCAGGGACAACAAUGGAAACGUGGGUAGUUUUUCUACUCUUCAGAUUUUUGUAGAUGUUGAGAUCACAAAUGUCAAUGAAGUGGCUCCGAAUCUGGCCAACUUACCGAUUGGAAUUAACAUUGACGAGACGUUGGCGAUUGGAACCUCCAUAUUUAACACAACUGCGACCGAUUCAGAUUCCGAUGAUUUUGGAAACUUGAGGUUCUAUUUUACAAAUGGAAAUUCCGAUGGGCAUUACCGAAUUGAAGAGUUUUCAGGGGAAAUAAAAACAGCAAAAACUCUGGACCGCGAAAGUAUUGGCAGCUACGCCUUGGAAAUUGCAGUUAAAGAUGGCGGUGGUCUAGAAACAUCUGCAAUGUUGAGCGUAAAUUUGAAUGAUAUAAAUGACAACCCGCCAGUAUGUAAUCCGUCCGGCCAAACGGUAAAAAUACCUGAAAAUUUCACAAAUGCCGACGGAGCAUUACUCACAGUUGUGUGCUCCGAUGAAGAUACCAUCGUCGAUUCUGCAGCUAACCGAGUUUAUUCAAUCGUUUCUACAGCGCCGUUGGAUGAUUUCGAGCUAGACCCUGUAACCAGAAAUGAACUGAAAGUGAAAUCAGCGGUGACUCUAGAUUACGAAACAAGUUCGAAAUACACUUUGGUUAUUCACAUUUCGGAUUCUGGAGCAGUUCAUACGACAACUAUUUCACUUACGAUCUCGAUUGACCCUGUGAACGAAUUCGACCCGAUGUUUUCUUUGACUAAUUACGAAUGCAAUAUUACCGAAAACGCUUUAGUAGGAGACUUAGCUUGUCAGGUGUCAGCAGACGACUUAGAUUCAGGUCUAGACGGUUCCAUUGAUCUGUCAAUCAUUUCCGGAAACAGGCUUGGAAAAUUUGAAAUCGAUAGUUCAAGUGGUGAAUUAAAAAUUUUGAACAGUAUUGAUGUUGAUAGUUUCAUUCCAUUGACAAAUCCAGCCGUUUUUGAGCUUCAAGUUCUAGCUCGUGAUCGUUCACAAAGUUUGAGGAGAAGUGCCACCGCUACGGUCACCAUAAAUGUGUAUGAUGUAAUUGACUCAAUGCCCGAAUGUGACUAUUAUAUAACAUUGGAACUUUCCGAAUUACAAACCGUUCCCUUAACAUUAAUCGACCUUGACACUAUCUGUUCAGACACCGAUGUCGGAGAGCCUCCGUUUUCCAGUUAUGUAAUCUACGCUGGAAAUCAAGAUGAAAAUUUCCAAAUGUCCGGUUCGAACAUCGAACUUGUGAAAUCUUUAGACUAUGAAACGAAAACCUAUCAUAAUUUGACUUUGAGAAUCUGCGAUGGACAAGUGUUGACUGGCAAUAACUGUGUUAAUAUAGAUUUGUAUUUGCAAGUUCUCCCUGAAAAUGAAUGCGCGCCUCAAUUUUCUAUGCCGCCUUCAGGUUUUUAUGAAACAAGUAUCCCCGAAGAUACUUCGAUAGGACCCUUAAGCUUCUUUUUACAAGCGAGCGAUUGCGACAGACCAACACAAGCACAUGGAAAGAUUUUCUUUGAAAUGGUCAAUGCUGCCAACGACAGCUCGGAAAUUUUCAAUGUCGACAAAAGAACGGGCGAAAUAAUUUUGGGCGGUUGUGUUGACUAUGAUUUCUUUCCGCGAAAAUACGGGUUCGAAGUUCGGGUUUUUGACAAUGUUAUCAACAGCUCUGAUUCGCUUUCAUCGGUCAUCAACGUGACAAUAAAUUUACUAGACGUAAACGACAAUCGACCCAUUUUCAACCCUGCGACUUAUGUCGUGAAUGUAAUUGAUAAUGUCACAGUUGGUACUGUUCUUAAGCUCCUCUACGCUUAUGACCGAGACUCUGGAAAUAAUGGAACCAUUAAUUAUGAAAUGAUAUCUGAAAAACACGAUAAUUUGUUUUACAUGAACGGUAACCAACUUACAUUAUCUGAAACACUUGAUGCCGACGUCCAAUCAAACUACAAGCUGUUAAUUCGUGCAACCGACAACGCCGAGCCGAGUUACCAAUUGUCAUCGACUGCCCUCGUGUCGGUUGUCGUAACAAAACAAAAUGAUGAUCCGCCUGAAAUUGUUCAGAGAAAUGGGACAAUUUUGAGCUUCCCCGAAAACACGCCUAUUGGUUCGUUGCUACUGCAAAUACAAGCAAGCGACCUGGACAGUUCAGCGACAGUUUUUGAAUUCAUGAUUGAAUCAGUAAAGAGUAACCGGUCAAACCCUAUUAAGCCUCAGUAUUUCUUGGCGCACGAUACAGGGCAUUUUUACCUGGCAACCGAAUUUGAUUACGAGGACGGAAAGUUUGACCAAAUAAUCAUUUCAGUCAGUGAUGGAACCAAUUUUCAAAGUUUAGAAUUUACAAUUGAAAUCAUAAACAUUAAUGAACAUCCACCAUUUUGCGACAGUACUUUGCUUAAUAUUCCAGUCAACGAAAACGCUUCAAAAUUGGUGGUUUCAAUUCUGGAACGGGAUAAUUACGUAACCGAUUAUGACUACGUUGCCUCAGGAAUUACAAAUGCCUUGAAAUUUAAGCUCCUGUAUUCCUCAGCUGGGGACAUUUUUGCAAUUGACCCUUUCACCGGGGCCUCUGGAAACACUGGCGACAAUGGUCGUCUCGAACUUAUGAACCCAAUUUUGGAUUUUGAAAGCGAAUUAAAACAGUACAGUUUAAUAUUCGAAGUUUCAGAUGAAGAUUACUCGCCAACUCCCCUAACUUCAACGUGUAAUUUGAAGAUCUUUGUCCAGGAUAUCAACGAUAACCCACCUAGAUUUGAACCAGAAACAAUUUUUGUCCAGUUCUUAGAGCAAACUAGCGCCUCUCAGGGUUUGAAAGUUUCAGACAUAGACGCGAUUUCGACUAUUGCAGCUUGCUGGACCAAUCAUCCGGACUUUUCCGUCGUCAUGGCAACAAAGACUCUGAAAUUUGACUUGGUUGACUCUUUCUUGACAAGAGAGUAUUUGGGCGUUUUAGACAAUUCAAGACUUGAACUGGAGGUGAUGUGUCGUGACGACGGACUUCCGGUACCUCUCACCGGAACACAGACAGUGGUGAUCCAUCUGGAAGAUGUGGACAACAACCCCCCUCUAUUUCCAUCCGCUCUCAUUCCACUUUCGGUCUCGGAGUGCUCACAGCUGGGGGUGCCAGUUUUUUUCACUACAGCUACGGACAUAGACGAAGGUCCGAACGCCGAAGUCGUCUACUCUGUCGACCCCACGAGCCCAGACUUCGCCUCCGCCUCUGAUUGGUCAAUCAACUCGGACGACGGGUGGUCUCCUGUCAUCCAAUUGGACUACGAGUCGGGACAACGAAGCUACGAAUUCUUGAUUCACGCAAGGGGAUUUUUAGACCCCUCAAAAACAGACUCAACAAAUGUUAAUAUCACAAUAUUUAAUUGUAACGAUGAAGCGCCAUAUUACAUGACAGGAACUACUCUCUAUUUCUCAAUUGCCGAAGGCGACUACAAUACUCCGACAACUGUGACCCCAACCAGUCCCUUGACGGGUCUGGCUUCUGUUCUGGACGACGACAGCUCUGGUUUUAUUUUUACCGUUCUCGGAACUUCCGACGAGUUUUUUGUUGUUCCGACAACGGGUGAGAUUCUAACCGCAGUCGCAAGUUAUGAUGCCGAAAGUGAAUCGGAGUACAAUUUGACAGUUCGGGUCAACGACACUGAUUCGCCGUCUUUGUACAUUGAUGUGACGUGUGUUGUCCAAGUCGCAGAUCAGAACGAGUUUGAACCCGUCUGCGGAUCAAGUCAGUAUAUCGAAACAGUUGCAGAAGACACGCCAGUUGGCACAUCGGUUAUAACAGUCACAGCGACCGACGCCGACCAAUCACAAACUGUCGGAUUUUCGAUCGACCGACAAGUUUAUAUCAACGACUCAAACCCAACAGCAGAGAUACCGGCUAACUCGUUCACAAUUGACGCUAACUCGGGUUUGGUUGCCGUUGGGUCGGCUUUAGACUACGAGAAAGGAACUCGGAUUCUUCUCGACGUUUGCGUCACCGACACCGGAUCUCCGAGUACUAAAUCGUCGACUUGUUCGGUGACAUUGAUAAUUAUUGACGUCAACGACAACGCACCUGUUUGGAUUAACACGAGAUCCCCUAAUUUCUACACUCAAGCGUACUCGUGUGACUCGGUGGACUCGGGAUUGUACUCAAUUGCCGAGGUUGAAGCGAUCGACGCCGACGCGGACGAAACUGACUUCGGAACUGUAACUUACGAGUUCUUCGAUAGCCCUGGCAUGUUUGAGCUCGACCAAGUUACAGGAGACAUCUACCUGAAAGUGGGUGCUAGUCUGGAAUGCUACCGGACAUUUGUGCUCACAGUCCAGGCAUACGACUCAGGCUCACCCUCCAAUGAGGCACAAUGCACUGUCAGAAUCGAUACUUUUCCCUCCAGCCAUCACUCAGUGCGAGUGGGACUGAACCUUGCCCUGGAGAGAUUCGAGGGGGAUGUUGGGAACUUCCUCUCCUCCUGCACUGCAUUUAUCCGAUCCACCACAAGUUAUUCUUCCGGAUACUGUGGAUACAUGAACCCCACAAAGUUCAAUUCGCCAACUGCCAGAGAGAGAAGAGCACUCGUCAGUGACACUGAAGUGGAAGUGUAUUUUGUGGUGGAUGAUGGGGCAAGUACAGUGAAUGACCUAGACACCGUCAUGCAGUUCCUCCCGCAGCAAGAACUGUACGACAUUCUGGCAAAAACAGACUACGGAGACCCCACACAACAAUAUAUCGACUCAUACACGUACACCAGUCCCAUAGGAGUGAGUAGCAACCCCAUUUAUUACGUCAGCAGAUCUGAUUCCCCUCCCCCAGUCGGGGACAAGAAGAGGUGGGUGGAGUCGCCGGGAGGCACUGCCGUAUUCGUUUUGCUGGGGCUUCUCGGCUUCAUCCUCCUCUCGGCUAUGAUGCUCUACGCGACGUACUCUAUUGUUCGCUACAUCAGAUCUCGAAAAGUGAUUGGGCCAGACAUGGAGGCCAGGAAGAACUGGAAAAAGGCCAUAAGGAAAGCCAUGCUCAUCAGUCGAUUGUCCACUGCCAAGGCCAUAGACCCAACAACUGGGCGUGUGUACGUGUACAACAAGAUGACCAGGUCCUCCAGAUGGCUGCAGACGGUGACAGGGGAGGCUAUCAAGACGGACCAAGAAUACUGGAUGGAGGAGGUGGAUGAUCCGAAUCCCACCAAGGCAGACACUCAGAGGGAGGCAGUCGAAGAAGCAGACACUGAGAAACGGACAGUCAAAGAAACAGACUCUGAACAGGGGACAUUCAAAGAAGCCGACACUGAGAAGAAGACAGUCGAAGAAGAAGAGGCUGAAAAGGGGACUUUCAAAGAACCAGACACUGAGAAGAAGACAGUCGAAGAAGAAGAAGAAGAAGAAGAAGAAGAAGAAGAAGCUGAAAAGAGGACAGUAGAAGAACCGGAGACGGAACGUGAAGAAAAGCUUGGGUUUGAUUAUGAAGAGCGAGGGCGAGAGAAGAAGGUUUGGUUCGAGAUUCCAGUAGUCGAGUGAACAGAGAGGAAGGAAAGUACGAACAAAACAGCUACUGACGAAAAAAUAUAUUAUCAAAACAUUGAUUUAAUUCAGAAAAACUGGGGACAAAUCUACAAUACGAAAUGAAGAGCAAAAACUAGUCUUAGGACUGCUGUGUAAUGAUUUAUGACUUUUUUUAACCCAGUAGUGACAAAUUUGUGAAUCAAUGAUAU